Molecule: messenger RNA, 4624 nt
Organism: Protopterus annectens (West African lungfish)
Lineage: Eukaryota; Metazoa; Chordata; Ceratodontiformes; Protopteridae
Gene: PUM1
Product: pumilio RNA binding family member 1
Exons: 18
Coding region: 26-3055 (1009 amino acids)
Biological process (GO): regulation of mRNA stability; miRNA processing
Cellular component (GO): cytosol; cytoplasm
Molecular function (GO): mRNA 3'-UTR binding
Source: RefSeq, a predicted model, not a curated record
AGAUCAUUCUGUUUCUCAGCCAAUUAUGGUUCAGAGGCGGCCUGGUUUCCAUGGCAACAAUGAGGUUAACUCUGUAUUGUCUCCAAGAUCAGAGAGUGGAGGACUUGGGGUCAGCAUGGUAGAAUAUGUUUUGAGCUCAUCCCCUGGUGAAAAGCUUGACCCUUGUCUUCGAAAGGGAGGAUUUGGUCCCAGAGAUGCAGAGGCUGAUGAAAGUGAGAAAGUCAGUAAGAAAAACAAGACACCUUUUGAUGGAGAUAAACUUGGAGACCUAAAGGAGAUCCAGGGGGAUGGUUUAGAUAAGCAGAAUGGCUUACCUGUGCAAAAUGGAAUUGAUGCAGAUGUCAAGGAUUUUAGCCGCACACCUGGGAAUUGUCAGAACUCUAGUAAUGAAGUUGAUAUAUUGGGUACAAACCAGAAUGGAUCUGAAGUCCUGGGUCAGCUGUCUAGUACCAAUGGCACCAAACCUGUUGAGGAUUUUCCCAACAUGGAAUCUCAGAAUGUUGCUAUGGACCAUAUGGAGCAUGUUGGGAUGGAACCUUUACAAUUUGAUUAUGCUGGCAGUCAGGUGCCCAUGGACUCUGCAGCUGCUGCAGUUGGACUUUUUGACUCCAACUCACAGCAACAGUUAUUCCAAAGACCAAAUGCACUUGCUGUUCAACAGCUGACCGCAGCCCAGCAGCAACAGUAUGCACUAGCAGCGUCCCAACAACCCCACCUAGGUAUGUUUUCAGCAGGUUUAGCUCCCGCCGCAUUUGUUCCCAAUCCGUACAUCAUCAGCGCUCCACCUGGGACUGAUCCUUAUGCCGCAGGUCUUGCUGCAGCCGCAACAUUAGGUCCUGCUGUAGUCCCCCACCAGUACUACGGAGUUACUCCUUGGGGAGUUUACCCAGCCAAUCUGUUUCAGCAACAAGCUGCAGCUGCUGCAGCAGCAUCAGGCUCAGCCAACCAGCAAGGGAAUCCUCAGGCACAACAAGGCCAGCAGCAGGUUCUGCGGGCUGGGACUAGUCAACGUCCAUUGACUCCAAAUCAGAACCAGCAAGGACAACAAACAGACCCCUUAGUAGCAGCUGCAGCCGUAAAUUCUGCUCUGGCCUUUGGACAGACGCUUGCUACUGGGAUGCCAGGUUAUCCAGUCCUUGCCCCUGCUGCCUACUAUGAUCAGACUGGAACUUUGUUAGUGAAUACAGGAGCUCGCAAUGGACUUGGAGGUCCUGUUCGUCUUGUUGCACCUACCCCUGUCAUCAUUAGUAGUCCAACUGCAGCCCAAGCAGCAGUGGCAGCAGCUGCAGCAUCCGCCAGUAGUGCAGCUGGUGGCUUGGCAGGUGCAACAAGUGGAACAUUUCGCACUCUAGGAACUCAGCAGCCACAACCGCAACCUCAGCCCCAACAACAGCAGGCUAACAACUUGGCAUCUAGUUCGUUUUAUGGAAGUGGUUCUUUGAGCAAUAAUUCCCAGAGCAGCUCACUUUUCUCCCAGGGUUCCGCACAGCCAACAAACACAUCAUUAGGAUUUGGAAGCAGUAGUUCUCUUGGAGCUACAAUUGGGUCAGCACUUGGAGGCUUUGGAACAGCAGUUGCAAACUCUAACACCGGUACAGGUUCCCGUCGAGAUUCACUUACUGGCAGCACAGAUCUUUACAAGAGGACAUCUAGUAGCUUGACUCCUAUUGGACAUAGUUUUUAUAAUGGCCUUGGAUUUUCCUCCUCUCCAGGGCCUGUUGGUAUGCCUUUGCCUAGCCAAGGACACAGUCAUUCCUUAACGCCGCCUCCUUCCUUAUCUUCUCAUGGAUCAUCAUCAAGCUUAAAUCUAGGAGGACUAACAAAUGGCAGUGGUCGGUACAUCUCUGCGGCACCUGGAGCAGAAGCAAAAUUCCGCAAUACAAGUAGUGCUUCCAGUUUGUUUAGCACUAGUAGUACCCUUUUCCCAUCAUCUCGUCUGCGGUAUGGAAUGUCUGAUGUCAUGCCCUCCGGGAGAAGCAGGCUUCUGGAAGACUUCAGAAAUAACAGAUAUCCUAACCUUCAACUCCGUGAAAUUGCUGGACACAUCAUGGAGUUCUCACAAGAUCAGCAUGGAUCCAGGUUUAUCCAGUUGAAGUUAGAGCGUGCAACACCAGCUGAGCGCCAGCUUGUUUUCAGUGAAAUCCUGCAGGCAGCCUAUCAACUUAUGGUCGAUGUAUUUGGGAAUUACGUCAUUCAAAAGUUUUUUGAGUUUGGUAGUUUAGACCAGAAGUUGGCACUUGCAGAGCGUAUCCGGGGGCAUGUUCUGUCACUGGCACUACAGAUGUAUGGCUGCAGAGUAAUACAGAAAGCACUUGAGUUUAUCCCGCCAGACCAGCAGGUAAUUAGUGACAUGGUACGAGAGCUUGAUGGCCAUGUUUUGAAAUGUGUGAAAGACCAAAAUGGGAACCACGUGGUGCAAAAGUGUAUCGAAUGUGUCCAGCCGCAGUCAUUACAGUUCAUCAUUGAUGCAUUUAAAGGGCAGGUGUUUACCUUGUCAACGCAUCCAUAUGGCUGCCGAGUAAUUCAAAGAAUCUUAGAGCAUUGCCUGCCUGAACAGACACUUCCCAUCUUAGAGGAACUCCACCAACACACUGAACAGCUUGUACAGGAUCAGUAUGGGAACUAUGUUAUCCAGCAUGUAUUAGAGCAUGGGCGUCCUGAAGACAAAAGUAAAAUUGUAGCUGAAAUCCGUGGAAAUGUUCUUGUCUUAAGUCAACACAAAUUUGCAAGCAAUGUUGUUGAGAAAUGUGUUACCCAUGCAUCCCGUACAGAGCGUGCCAUGCUGAUUGAUGAAGUGUGCACUAUGAAUGAUGGUCCACACAGUGCCUUAUAUACCAUGAUGAAGGAUCAGUAUGCCAACUAUGUGGUACAGAAAAUGAUCGAUGUGGCUGAACCAGCUCAGCGCAAAAUUGUUAUGCAUAAGAUUCGGCCUCAUAUAGCUACUCUGCGCAAGUACACAUAUGGCAAACACAUCUUGGCCAAACUUGAGAAAUACUACAUGAAGAAUGGGGUUGACUUGGGGACAAUUUGUGGACCACCAAAUGGAAUAAUCUGAAACAGCUGAAUGAAAUUGUAAACUUUUGUGCCCAUCAGAGGCACUGCUCAACAGCAUCUUAAAAUAUUCCAUUAUAAAGCGGUAAAAGGAAAAAAAAAAGUUUAGGAACUGCUAAACCUUGAACACUUGUUUUUGGAAAAGCCUUUGUAAAUUAAUGUUUAAUUUUAUCAAACAUAAUGUUUACUACUUUUUUAAUUAACCGGUUGCCCUGCUGUUCUUGUAUCACUGGUGUAUAGAAUAAUUGUACAUAGAUAACACAUGUACAUCUGUGGCAACACGUUCUCUUUUGUUGACUGUUGUAUAGUGAAUGUGGAUAAGUUCAGGGUGAUUGGUUUAAAAUCAGAAUAUUUAAUUUCACCUGCUUGGCAGAGAAUAGCAAAGAACCAAAUCCCCUCUUUUCAUUUUAGAUCUGUUUGGGUUGGGGGGCUUUUAUAUUUUAGUUAACUUGCACAAACCCACAUUUAAUGUUAUUUAUGCAGUUUCAAAAUAUUGAAGCUAUUGAAAAAUAUCAAUUGUUUUAUGAUUUGCAGAAUUUCUGAAUUCAUAAUGCUAAGGAAUUUAGCUUAUGUUUUGAAAAGGAAAACAUUUUUGCACACCCCAGAAGUUUGAAAAGAGGUAGUGCAUUAUAACUGCCUGUAUAAUUUCUUACUUUAAAGUUGAAAGGCAGUAUUUAUUUAGCAUGAGGAAGUUACCUGACUCAGCUUUGGUCUUGCUUAAAUAAGUAUAUAGUGUAUACAUUUGUUGUAGACUUUGCAUAUAUAUAUAAAAAUUUGUAGUAUUUUCUGGUUUUGAUGUUAAACUGUAUCUAUAAUGUACCCUAGUAGUGGAACAUACUUUUGAUUGUACAAUUGUACAUUUGUAAACCUCUGUAAUGUAAAUGUGGAAAGUUUGAAUCAACUUUAACCCUUUUUGGUAAAGAAAAAAGAAAUAGCAAACCUGUGCAUUUCAGUGUAUAUUCACACCUUUUAUGGUCGUAGCAUAUAGUGUUGUAUAUUGUAAAUUGUAAUUUCGAUCAUAAGUAAAUUUUUUUCUCUUUUUUGAAAGAAAUGUUUUCUCUUUAUACAGCAUAGUUAAUGUGUAAAAUUGAAAAGAUUUAUUGUUUUUAUCUGUCACAUAGUCCCAACGUAUAGCCAUUGUUUACAAAUGUAAGAAAAUUCAUUUCACUUAAUUAUUUUUAACUUCAGCAUUUUUUUAGUACAGAAAUGAGCAGAAGUACAAAUCUUAGCUCACCUUACAAUCAGUCCCUAUUCACCUUGUAAAGUGUGUAUCACCCCUUUUGUACAGAAGAUAAACUGUAUUUUGCAUUUUUUGUCUACUUGUAAGUGAAUGUAACAUACUGUCAAUUUUCCUUGUUUGAAUAUAGAAUUGUAACACUACACGGUGUACAUUUACAGAGCCUUGUGUAUAUUUCCAAUGAACUUUUUUGCAAGCACACUUGUAACCAUAUGUGUAUAAUUAACAAACCUGUGUAUGCUUAUGCCUGGGCGACUAUUUUUUGUAACUCUUGUGUAGAUUGUCUCUAAAUGAUGUGUGAUCUUUAUUUUGAAAAUACAGAACUUUGAAAUCCAA